This is a messenger RNA of Naegleria fowleri, 1776 nucleotides long. RefSeq lists its product as uncharacterized. NCBI's taxonomy places the organism in Eukaryota, Heterolobosea, Eutetramitea, Acrasida, Naegleriidae. The coding region runs from base 1 to 1776 and encodes 591 amino acids. The record is from RefSeq and is a predicted model, not a curated record. The transcript has a single exon.
AUGUGUUCUGUCCUGCUGCUGUCCUCCUCCACGAAUGCUCAAUCCACUCAACUUGUCAUUACGGUGAACAGAAUUGUUCUAUUCAACGGUGAUGCAGUGACAAUCACAAGUAAUGAAUUACAAUCGACACUGAAUGGAGUUCCAAGCCCACCUCGAAUUAUUUACAAUGUACUCUCCAUUUCUAAUGGCCAAUUCCAAGUAAGCAAUGGAAACAAUACGUUCACUCCUGUCACACAAUUCACACAGAAUCAAGUCAACUUGGGACUUGUUCGUUUUGUGCAUGCCAAUAACUUGCAAAUUCCAUCUUACACUCUCAAUGCUUUUGAUCCUGUAUUGGGCAUAACAAGUGCUCCCUCUCAAGCAGUUGUUACUUUCACUGCUUUCAACAGAGAUGUUAUUGGUGCUCCACGUCCAGUGUUUGAUGCAUCUGUGGAUCCAUCCACUCUCAUUGUUACGCUCAGCAUUACCAUGUUUAAAUUGGGAGGUGUCUUCAACACAAGCGAUACUGGAAGCUCUGUCAACUUUAAUAUUGGUUUGUCCUCCAAGUACACUUGUUUGAGUAAUGAUUUGAUUCGAGAUGGAUUUGCAUUGACAACCUCUACUUCGUGGUAUAACACUUAUCAAUUACGUCUUUCAUUGAAUGAUUUCAUUGCCAAUCCAAAUGUUCAAUGGGUUUCUAAUGGAGGUGUUGUUGACUUGGUUGCUGUCAUGUUUGCCGAUUACAUGAUUCAUUUGUCACAAGUACCUGGAACCACAGCAAUCAGCCAAAAGUCAUGCUAUGAAGUAAUUUUCACACAACGUUACAUCUUAACCUUAACACUUGCAGUUACAAGAAUCAACUUUGGUACACAACAACCAAAUAUUUUCAUGAAACCAAAGAGAAUCUUUGUCAAUGACUUGAAUCGAUUGGAAAUUAGAUUGGAAGUCUCAACCACAGUUUCACAGAAUAUUUCCUCAUGGUUCGUAUCUGGUCCUCAGGUCUUUACUGUGACCGAUGCGAUCUUCACUGGAGUUGUGAAUGGAACAUUUGUUUACCAAAUUGUCAUGCAAUCAAAUGUCAUUACGGGACAAACUAAUUUCUUUGGUGACUAUACUCUGUCAUUUAGAACGGUUCAACAAAACACUUUCAGCAUUCCAUACACCUUGCAAUAUCUCGUACCAUUCCCACCAAUUCAAGAAGAAUUGAUAUUCAACACAAGUGCUCAAACCUUUGGUGAUGCACGUUUCACACAACCUCAAAAUCAAUUCUCUCCAACAGACACCAUUUUCGUCCGAGUUGAAGCACCGGACAUCCCAGUGAUUCCUGGUCAAACCAUUAUUCCUUUCAAUGUCAUUAUGUGCUGCUUUGCUUCCAUUCAAACCAUUCCUGCUGUGGUGGACUGUAGAAAUUCAACUCGGUCUGAUUUCUCAAAUAACAUUUUCGUGAUGGGACAAGCAGUUAGAGCAGGAGGAAUCAAUGCUCAGGUGGACUUCUCUGCAAACACAACCUAUGGCUUUAAUUUUGGACUUCCAUUUGCCAUUCGUGACAAUGUUGAGAGAUGCUUCUUGACAAUUGAAAGCGCAUACUCCAGCAGAAAUAAUCUUAGAAAGUUGGAAGAAACUAAGGCUAGUACUGUUCAAUCGCUCACUUACAGAGUUUUGGAUAUUGUCAAGAGUGGAAAGAAGACUGGAAUUACAAAUAGUGGUAAUAGCCAUCACGAUCAGUUGUCAUUUGUUUUGGUAGCUCUCGAGUUACUUUCCUUUGCUUUGCUUUGGUUUGGUGCAAUUUUGAUUUAA